AAUGCGCGAAAAAUGAUCGAGGACAGUGGUGUGAAAUGAAAUUUCUGACCGACUUUUUAAUGUAUUUUUCUAUAUUUAUAUAAUAAUAACCAUUGCAAAUGGCCCAUCAAGGUCAAAGAAAAACAUGGAAGGGAUCUCAUCUAAGGCAUUCCUCGGCAUCAGGAGACAAUUUGCGCCAACUUGUGUCACAUCUGCCAGACGUUGUAAUACACACGGAACACCACCGGCCCAUGCCUUACGACACACAGUUUGAGGCUGUCUUACUCUUUGUUGAUGUCUCUGGAUUCACGGAUCUAUGCGAACGCUACACCAGCUUGAGUAGUAAAUCAGGAGUAGAUCAGUUAACACGGACACUGAAUGCCUACAUGGGGACACUGGUAGAUGAGAUUCUCACUGCUGGAGGCGAUGUCUUGAAAUUUGCAGGUGAUGCAAUAUUGGCUGCUUGGAAGUGCACACGGCCAGAUGAAAUAAGAAAGAAAGUUAUUCAAGUUGUGAAAUGCUGUAUAAACAUCCAGAGGACAUGUGGUGAAUAUCAGACUGAUGUUGGAGUAACACUACGAGUGAAGAUGGGUGUUGCAGCUGGUAAUACGACAAUCAACUUCAUAGGCAACAAGGAGUACUGCCACUAUGUAUCCACAGGGCCAGUUGUAGAGGAAGUGAACAAAGCAGAAUCCUUCUGUUGCCGUGGAGAUGUUGUAUUAUCUCCUUCCGCAUGGCAGUACUGCAACAAGAGGGUCAUUGACCAUGAAAUUCUGUCGGACGGGAAACAUGUCAAGGUUCUUCAUGUGAUGGAUUUUGAUGCAUCCAACCCUUAUGCCAGUGCAGGCUCAGAUGCAGCUGGGACCAAGAGGCAACUGGAUCCCCUGCGACCACCUGGAUCCCCUCAGACAGGGGGAAAAAAUGUCAGAGUACAAAUUGAUGUUAUGAAGAUGAUGGCAAAGCGUCUUGGGGUCAAUCUAGACCAGGUGUUAAGAUUGUAUGUGCCAAAACCUGUGCUAAGAAAGCUUGAUGAUAACUUGCCUACAGAAUACAUGUCUGAGAUGCGUCUGGUGUCCAUUGUGUUUGUUAACUUAAUGCUGUCUGAAGACCAGACAACCAGUACUCAUAGUCUGUUGCAAGAUGCCCUGGAUAUCAUCUACCCUGAAGUCAGGUCAUUUCAAGGGUCUUUGAACAAAAUAUUCAUGUUUGAUAAAGGGUGCACCUUCCUGGUCCUGUUUGGUUUACCUGGCUUUAAACAUGAAGGGGACUGUGCCCAUGCCUUGCAGUGUUCUUACAGACUGAAGAACAAACUGGACAUGCAUAAAAAUAUUACGCAGACCUCCAUAGGUGUGACUACAGGUAACUCUUUUUGUGGAGUUGUGGGACACAAGGAUAGGCAUGAAUACACAGUCAUAGGUCGUAAAGUGAACAUGGCUGCACGACUGAUGAUGUAUUACCCUGCCAUAGUCAGCUGUGACAAUGAGACAUUUACUCACUCCAAACUGAACCGAUGCAAUUUCAAAACCAUGCAGGCAAAAAAGCUCAAGGGGAUGCAUAAGAUUGGCAUAGUUAGGGAAUACACUGAGGAAGGGAAAGAAAACAUGGCUAGUGAUGUUCAAACAUUUGAAUAUCCAUUACUUGGCCGAGAAAAAGAGAUGGAAAUUCUUGAGGCAGAACUCAAAGCAAUGAAGGCUAAUGGAGAAAAUCACAAGAUGCUUGUAAUUCGUGGGGACUCUGGAAUGGGCAAAACUAGAGUUCUGGAUGCCGUCAUCAACAGAGCUUUGAAUAUGAACAUCAAAGUUUUUUCAUGCACUUUGAAUUUGAAUGAUACCCAGACCCCUCUGUUUCUUGUGCGGAACUACCUGUAUCUGAUGUUCAACAUCCUUCCAAGCAUGAAUCAUCAUGAAAAAGAAAGAAAGCUCUCAGAAAAAUGUGCUGGCGUGCCAGAAAUAUUAGACAAUCUCUAUCUUCUAAAUACUUUAUUGGGUCUCAAGUUUCCAGCAACCAUUAGUUAUGUGACCCUUGAAGAAAGACAGAAAGCCUUGCAUGAGUUGUUGCACAGACUAGUUCACCAGAUCAGUCUAGAGACUGGGGUAGUCCUGUUUGCAGCAGACGACGCCCACUUCAUUGAUGCAGACUCCUGGGAGUUUUUAAGCGACCUUGGGAUUGAUAACAAUGCCUUGGUGGUCCUUGCCAUGUGUCCUCUCACAGAAGGCAAGGGGUGCAAGCUUGCCCUGGAUGCUCUCAAAGAUCCCAACACUAUAUCUGUGGAUAUGAAGGGCAUAGACCCAAAGUGCAUGUCAGCUUUAGCAUGUCAGAUUUUGAAUGUGGCAAGGAUACCCAAAGAAAUAGAAGCUGUGCUGCACAGUCAGAGUCAUGGUAACCCCACCUGGUGUGAGCAGCUACUGAGGGAGAUGUUCUGCAGCAAACGCUUACUGAUUGUGGAAGAUGAUGGUUCCAAGCACAGCGUAACUGUGGCACCAAACCCAGCUCUCCUUGUCAAAAAACAGCAGCUAAGAGGGAAAGAUUUGGUGGAUAAAAAAGACUGGCUCAUGACGGAGGAAAUGACAGAGCUUGCAGAAGCUGGAGAGUUGAAUCAUGAAAGUGGCACCUCACUUACCAGGAUAUGUAUUCUAGCCCCUGGGGCCAAAAUUAAUGAAGUGCGCACUCCAGAUUCCAUGAAAGGUAUGAUCAUAACCAGAAUUGAUCGAAUGCAGCCAACUGACCAGAUGGUUCUGAAGUGUGCCUCUCUGAUUGGAACUGUGGUCUCACGGCAAAUGUUAUUGGGCGUAGUACCAGGUGCGACGGAAGCCUCCAUCACCAGCUCUCUGAAACGACUUUUUGCAUCUGGAGUGCUAGAAUGUGCAUCAUUCGACAAAAGUUCAGAGCAGAAAAACAUAGUGGCCGAGGCCAGGUGUGACUGUAUCCAGAUAGGUACUAGUAGUAAGACUGAGGUUGAUCCAGCACAGUGCUGCAGACUGAUGAAAUUCAAAUCUGUUCUGAUGCAGGAGACUGCCUACGAAUUGUUUCUAGACAGUCAGCGCAAGAAUCUACAUGAAAAAGCAGCCAUGUUUCUGGAAUCCAUGUCCUAUGACUGUGCAGCCUGUCAGGAGUCAGAGCAGAAUGUUGAUCAAGUGAACGUGACAUAUUUUGUCAAUUUGGAUAAGAACAAAAGUUUGAAAACUCCCACUCCGAGCAAAACGCCAGUCUUGCAUAUUAUAACAGAGGAGGAAGAACCACAGCCAUCAGUGGCCUCUUUUAAGCCAAUUCCUUCUUUUCACAUGCGCACACGACGCCACAGUGAAGUUGCUGCCCUUCAAACUAUGGUACAUUAUGUUGGAGCAAGAGAGCACCAAAAUGUAAUUGAGAGAAUGAAAGCAAAAUUGGCAGGUUCUGAAGAUCGUUUGCAAAGCCUUAUGGAUCUGACAGAUCCUCAGAAACAGAAGGCAGAUGAUUUAAUGAACCAUUGGAACAAUCUGGAUGGUUUUCUGAGAAACAAGGCCACAUCUUCCAAGGAUACCAGCAUGUUUCAGAAGGCCAGUAGUUGUGAGUGUGACAGUGUCCUCACUACAGUGUAUCCUCAGCUGGUCAGACAUUGGAAAGAGACAGGCAAUGUCCAUAAGACACUCCACUAUUUGACAGAAGCUGGUGCUGCUUUCUUGUCAAGAAGUGAGCCUAUACAGGCACUGUCCUAUUUAAAAGAGGCCAGGAAGAUGCUGGAGUCUGUUGACCAGCAUUUCCACCCUCUGACGGGAGUGGAACUGUUUGAGGAGGCAGAAAUAGAAGCAUUGGAGACAAAGAAUGAUAAAAGGGCUCGCAUUGAGAGCCUUUUGGGAGAGGCUUCGUUUGCUACAGGAGACUUAGAAGAGGCAGUGUACCAUUUUACUCAAGCUUUACAUUACCUAGGUGUACUCCAAUUUCACAACAAAGUCUUUGUAGGCCUACGCAUCUUCUUUGAAGGCAUUGAGCAGUAUUUCCAUCUCAAUGAUCCAACUUCUUAUAUCGGAUAUGGAAACCCGGAAGAUUGUAAAACCCAGCUGGAGAUAGCCCAUUGCUUGUUCCAACUUUUCCAUCAUUAUAUAGAGAAAGGAGAUGUGACUAGAGCCUUGGCAGUUGCACUGAAGCAGGUUAAUGUUGUUGAAACUGUUGGAGAGCAGGAGGGCUUACACCAGCUGGUUGUAGCAUACACCUGUAUGAUGGACUGCUGCAGAUUGAAGAAAUGGAGAGGUCUUGCCAAAAAAUAUGAGGCUAUGGCACUGAAAAGAUGUGCGAAUAUCCUGUGUUCAGACUUUACCCCAGACAACUUGGUUGUAGUAGCAAAUGUUUUCUGCACAUGCUUGGAAUCUAGGUUGGCAAAUGGGGACAUUCAAGGAGCUGUAGAGAGCGAUUCUGCUUCGUUUGCUACAGGAGACUUAGAAGAGGCAGUGUACCAUUUUACUCAAGCUUUACAUUACCUAGGUGUACUCCAAUUUCACAACAAAGUCUUUGUAGGCCUACGCAUCUUCUUUGAAGGCAUUGAGCAGUAUUUCCAUCUCAAUGAUCCAACUUCUUAUAUCGGAUAUGGAAACCCGGAAGAUUGUAAAACCCAGCUGGAGAUAGCCCAUUGCUUGUUCCAACUUUUCCAUCAUUAUAUAGAGAAAGGAGAUGUGACUAGAGCCUUGGCAGUUGCACUGAAGCAGGUUAAUGUUGUUGAAACUGUUGGAGAGCAGGAGGGCUUACACCAGCUGGUUGUAGCAUACACCUGUAUGAUGGACUGCUGCAGAUUGAAGAAAUGGAGAGGUCUUGCCAAAAAAUAUGAGGCUAUGGCACUGAAAAGAUGUGCGAAUAUCCUGUGUUCAGACUUUACCCCAGACAACUUGGUUGUAGUAGCAAAUGUUUUCUGCACAUGCUUGGAAUCUAGGUUGGCAAAUGGGGACAUUCAAGGAGCUGUAGAGAGCGGGGGAUCUGCCAAAGUUAUUGCUGAAAUGCUGAGAAGUCAGGAUAUGGAGGUUGAGAUUUGGCCAUCCCAGGCAUCUGCACUGCUGUACUUAGAUCGUAUUUCGGAGUGUGAAACAGUGCUGGAACAACUUGAAUCAGUUGCAAUCAUGUCCAACAAUCCACUAGGAAGUGCAUAUUUUAUUGCUGGUUGCUUGGACGUAGGAUUAGAUGCAGGUUUGCGAGAAUUAACCAUUGGAAAGAAUCAGAUACCUGGUUUGAGAAAGCUCUGGAAUGUCAGCCUCAAAUUCAGGAAACUGUCACCUGCUUCAGGACUGUCUAUGCUGGUGAAGAUGUGUGAAUGUCGUCUGCUUUGUGCCAAUAAGGCUGGUAAAAGACCAUUUGCUGAUGCACUUCUCAAAAAGGCACAAAAGUCAUUAAAAAGCCUUCAGAAGCAAGUUGGAAUGCUUCAAGUCCUUCAGCCUCGUAUGUUACAUAUGGAAGCAUACCUCAGUGCUCUGAAAGGUAAUCUACAGAGGGCUAAAAAAUUGCUGACACAGUGUGAAACUGUCAGCAGUGCCAUGGGGAACAUUCUGGAAACAGAGUGGGCUGCUUGGUCUCAGAAGGUAUGGUUUGACCCAGCGUAUGCUGAUCAUGAGAACGCAUUCUGGAUGCAGGGAGGUGUGACCAGAGUUCAGUCCAUAGACAGCACUGGAACUGCAGCUAGUGUGAGGUUCUCUCUGCCACUGUCAUCUGUGACACCGAAUACUGCUUAGAACCCCUCAUAAGACUUAUUGCUAGACUCCACAAGUCAUUGCUUUGAUCUUAAUGAAGUAUUGUCUGUGAGCUAUUUUCAAAGAAGGAUUUUUGUGAUAAUAGUUUUUAUCAGUUUUAUUUUCAUUUUCAUA
Molecule: messenger RNA, 5801 nt
Organism: Lingula anatina
Lineage: Eukaryota; Metazoa; Brachiopoda; Lingulata; Lingulida; Lingulidae
Product: adenylate cyclase type 10
Biological process (GO): intracellular signal transduction; cyclic nucleotide biosynthetic process
Cellular component (GO): cytoplasm
Molecular function (GO): adenylate cyclase activity; protein binding
Source: RefSeq, a predicted model, not a curated record